UCUUAUUAUUCAUCUCUUCGUUCUCUGAUACUCAAUAUCUCCCAAAACCCUAAAACCGAUCUCUGCAAAUCUCUUACGAUUCUCUCUUUCAAGAUGCAAAUUUUUGUGAAAACACUCACUGGCAAGACCAUUACUCUCGAGGUUGAGAGCUCUGACACCAUUGACAAUGUUAAGGCAAAGAUCCAGGACAAGGAAGGGAUUCCUCCGGACCAGCAAAGAUUAAUCUUCGCCGGUAAACAGCUAGAAGAUGGUCGUACUUUGGCCGAUUACAACAUCCAGAAAGAAUCAACUCUCCACUUGGUUCUUCGUUUAAGAGGUGGUAUGCAGAUCUUUGUGAAGACGUUGACUGGCAAAACAAUCACUCUCGAGGUUGAGAGUUCAGACACUAUUGACAAUGUUAAAGCUAAGAUCCAGGAUAAAGAGGGAAUCCCACCAGACCAGCAGAGACUUAUCUUCGCUGGGAAACAGCUUGAGGAUGGUCGUACACUCGCUGACUACAAUAUCCAGAAAGAGUCUACCCUCCAUUUGGUGCUUCGUCUCAGAGGUGGUAUGCAGAUUUUCGUGAAGACCCUGACUGGAAAGACUAUUACUUUGGAGGUUGAGAGCUCAGACACGAUUGAUAACGUCAAGGCCAAGAUUCAGGACAAGGAAGGGAUCCCACCAGACCAGCAGAGACUUAUAUUCGCUGGGAAACAGCUUGAGGAUGGUCGGACACUAGCGGAUUACAACAUCCAAAAAGAGUCUACACUCCAUCUUGUGCUUCGUCUCCGUGGUGGUAUGCAAAUCUUUGUGAAGACCCUUACCGGAAAAACCAUCACUUUGGAGGUUGAGAAUUCAGACACAAUCGAUAAUGUCAAGGCAAAGAUUCAGGACAAGGAAGGGAUCCCUCCGGACCAACAGAGACUCAUCUUCGCUGGGAAGCAGCUUGAGGAUGGUCGGACACUUGCGGAUUACAACAUCCAGAAGGAAUCAACCCUUCACCUUGUGUUGCGUCUUCGUGGUGGUAUGCAAAUCUUUGUGAAGACUUUGACAGGAAAGACUAUUACCCUGGAGGUUGAGAGCUCAGAUACGAUCGAUAACGUCAAGGCUAAGAUUCAGGACAAGGAAGGGAUCCCUCCGGACCAACAGAGACUCAUCUUCGCUGGAAAACAGCUUGAGGAUGGUCGGACUCUUGCAGAUUACAACAUCCAGAAGGAAUCGACUCUUCACUUGGUUCUUCGUCUUCGUGGUGGAAGCUUCUGAGCUUUAUGAACUGUGGUUAAAAGUUGUGUUAAUCGAUUGAGCCUCAUGCACUUGGGAGGUGAUUUCUGCAGAAAAAAAGAGUUGCGUUUGUUAAGUUUCAUUUUCUGUUUUCGUUAUUUUCUUGUGGUAAACCUUUCGUUAGGCUCGUGAUGAGCCUUUUAUGUUUCAAUAUUUAAUAAUAAUCCAAGUGCACCUUA
Molecule: messenger RNA, 1439 nt
Organism: Arabidopsis arenosa
Lineage: Eukaryota; Viridiplantae; Streptophyta; Magnoliopsida; Brassicales; Brassicaceae
Source: the annotation of a GenBank genome assembly